GGCGGGAGCGUCGUCGCGUCCGGUGACGUCUCCCGCGGGCGUCGGCAGGGUUGGCGGCGUCGGCAGCCGUGUCGGCGGCGGCGGGUGGGAAAUGGCGGAGUACCUGGCCUCCAUCUUCGGCACCGAGAAAGACAAAGUCAACUGCUCAUUUUAUUUCAAAAUUGGAGCAUGUCGUCAUGGAGACAGAUGCUCUCGGUUGCACAAUAAACCGACCUUUAGCCAGACCAUCUUGAUUCAAAACAUCUAUCGUAAUCCCCAAAACAGUGCACAGACGGCUGACGGCUCACACUGUGCCGUGAGCGAUGUGGAGAUGCAGGAGCAUUAUGAUGAAUUCUUUGAGGAGGUUUUUACAGAGAUGGAGGAGAAGUACGGGGAAGUCGAGGAAAUGAACGUCUGUGACAACCUAGGAGAUCACCUAGUGGGGAACGUUUAUGUCAAGUUUCGCCGUGAGGAAGAUGCAGAAAAGGCUGUGAUUGACCUGAAUAACCGCUGGUUUAACGGACAGCCAAUCCAUGCUGAGCUGUCUCCUGUGACCGACUUCAGGGAAGCCUGCUGUCGCCAGUAUGAGAUGGGAGAGUGCACACGAGGAGGCUUCUGCAACUUCAUGCAUCUCAAGCCCAUUUCCAGAGAGCUGCGGCGGGAGCUGUAUGGGCGCCGUCGCAAGAAGCACAGGUCCAGGUCCCGAUCCAGGGAGCGGCGCUCUCGGUCCAGAGACCGUGGUCGUGGUGGUGGAGGCGGYGGAGGAGGUGGGGGCCGCGAGCGUGACAGGAGGCGAUCGAGAGAUCGUGAAAGAUCUGGGCGAUUCUGAGCCAUGCCAUUUUUACCGUAUGUCUGCUAGAAAGUGUUGUAGUUGAUUGAUCAAACCAGUUCAUAAUGGGAAUUUUUUUUAAAAAACAACAAAAAAAAAACACAAAGAUGGGUUUCUGAAUAAAAUUUGUAGUGAUACAGUA
Urocitellus parryii (Arctic ground squirrel) is the source of this 950-nucleotide messenger RNA. It is a transcript of the gene U2af1, whose product is annotated as U2 small nuclear RNA auxiliary factor 1. Gene Ontology annotation, molecular function: metal ion binding; RNA binding. NCBI's taxonomy places the organism in Eukaryota, Metazoa, Chordata, Mammalia, Rodentia, Sciuridae. Gene Ontology annotation, cellular component: U2AF complex. The record is from RefSeq and is a predicted model, not a curated record. Gene Ontology annotation, biological process: mRNA splicing, via spliceosome.